GGAACCGUGCUAAGAUGACACUUUGCCCCGGUAGCACCCCUUCAUGAUUUUCGUUUCUCAUUGACUCUCUGCCUUUCUCUUACAAUAUGAAAUUUGCUCGAUAUCUGAAGGAAACCCAGACUGCGGAAUGGAAAAAGGCGUAUAUUGACUAUCAAGGGCUCAAGAAACGAAUUACGGCCAUCAGGCGAUGGCAGGAGGGCCAUACCAUCAUUCUCACACCACUAGGAUCCGAAGAACCUAUCACAGAGUCUCCGAGGACCUCUACAGAGUCGGACGAGCAUACCCACCAUGGCGAUGACAGUGAACCAAGCUCGUCGAAACUCGAUGGCAACCCUCCUCGCAAUGAUCCAUCGGAUGGCAACCCUCCACGCAACGAUCCAUCGGCAAAGAACCAAAAGCCGUCCAGCAAACAAAGUCGUCUCCGCUCAAGGCUGCUGCGGGGAGCUCGGAGCUUGCGUGGACACUCCACUCCUCAUCCAUACUCUCUCCCUCUUACCCUCCAGGACCUACGCGGACAGCUUUCUCCUGAGGAACUUUCCUUUUUAGAUGCACUUGACAAGGAGCUUGAAAAGAUUGAGACCUUCUACCUUGAUCGCGAAAAGGAGAUGCAGACACGGACCACCGCGUUAGAGGGGCAGCUUCACGAGCUCAGUUACCAUAGAAAGCUCUUCCACGAGACGCAUCCUUCAACUUCGAAACCCUGGAUAUUAGGUAAAGUUGGCAAAGUAGGUUUCAGGAAACCGCAAAAAGCCGUCAACGCGGACGGGUAUCGGCCUCAGAGAAACUGCAACGAAACUGCGCACCCGCACGGAAAAAGCCCCAGUUACGCUCACGCUCUUGACCCGGAUGAAUACCAGAACGCAAAAAAGAAGCUUAACAAGGCGGUAUUGGAACACUACCGCGGUCUCGAAACGCUGCACAAUUAUCGAGUUUUGAACCUGACUGGAUUCCGCAAGGCGUUAAAAAAGUUCGAGAAAGUGACCAAGAUACCUCUCCAGAGCGCUUAUCUGUCAGAGAAGGUGGAAAUGAGUCCCCUAGUCUCUGACAAGGGCGUCCGUAAUAUGAUGGAAGAAAUGGAGACCAUAUAUGCAACUCAAUUCGGUAAGAACCCAAAUUUGAGGGACGCGGAUUGACUUUCAUCUCUAUCCUAGUACGAGGCGAUAAAAAGCGAGCAAUGUCGAGAUUGCGUGGAGGCUUCGUUACCCAGAGUCACCACUUCAGUACCUUCCGUUCAGGCAUUGUGCUAGGCCUUGGCAUCCCUGCUCUGGUUUCCGGUGUAUACCAAAGUUUUCAACAAUCCACACGGGAUCAAAUACCCGGAUGGGAUGGACUACUCUUCGCUUAUAGUGUUUUUCUUGUUCCAGUAAUCUUCUCAAUGCUUGUCGGGCUGAAUAUUUUG
Molecule: messenger RNA, 1399 nt
Organism: Guyanagaster necrorhizus
Lineage: Eukaryota; Fungi; Basidiomycota; Agaricomycetes; Agaricales; Physalacriaceae
Product: SPX-domain-containing protein
Exons: 9
Coding region: 87-1133 (348 amino acids)
Biological process (GO): cellular response to phosphate starvation; phosphate ion transport
Cellular component (GO): cytoplasm; plasma membrane; Golgi apparatus
Molecular function (GO): phosphate transmembrane transporter activity; inositol hexakisphosphate binding
Source: RefSeq, a predicted model, not a curated record